Messenger RNA from Penicillium cinerascens, 1293 nucleotides. Its product is annotated as NAD-dependent succinate-semialdehyde dehydrogenase. NCBI's taxonomy places the organism in Eukaryota, Fungi, Ascomycota, Eurotiomycetes, Eurotiales, Aspergillaceae. The transcript is spliced from 3 exons. Bases 1 to 1293 code for a protein of 430 amino acids. Gene Ontology annotation, molecular function: succinate-semialdehyde dehydrogenase (NAD+) activity. The record is from RefSeq and is a predicted model, not a curated record.
AUGGAUCUCACACAAUCUGGCCGCCAGCGUGGACGAAUCUUGCGCCGCUUCUUCGAGCUUUUGGUUGAAAACAAGGAAGACAUUGGCAAGAUCAUCACAGCCGAGAAUGGCAAAGCCAAGGGUGACGCCGAGGGAGAAGCUCUCUUCUCUGCCGGCUUCUUCGAGUGGUUCUCCGAAGAGGCACCCCGCAUUUACGGCGACGUCAUUCCUCACAGUAAUCCUUCCUGCCGUACACAGGUGUUGAAGGAGCCUGUGGGUGUCUGCGGUCUUAUCACCCCGUGGAACUUCCCAAUGGCCAUGGGAGCCCGCAAGGUGGCCGCUGCCCUGGCUGCCGGGUGUACCGUUGUGAUGAAAUCCGAUGGUCUGACCCGAUUCGCCUCCAAUGUGUUGGCUGUUCUUGCCGAGCGCGCAGGUGUGCCGAAGGGUGUUUUCAACGUGGUGACCGCUCUCGAGAACACACCCUCUCUGGGACUGACUCUCUGCGAGUCGGAUAUUGUCAAGAAGAUCUCCUUCGCCGGCUCGACGCGGGUUGGAAAACUAUUGAUGCAGCAGUCUAGAGGCACUCUGAAGAAGCUGAGCCUGGCGCUUGGUGGUAACGCGCCUUUUAUCGUGUUCGAUGAUGCCGACGUUGAGACUGCGGUGGCUAGCGCUAUUAUUAGCAAGUUCAAGGUCACUGGACAGACAUGCGUGUGUGUAAACAGGUUCUUCGUUCAGGAAGGCAUUUAUGAGGAGUUUUCGAAGCGAUUUGUUGAGGAGAUGAAGAAGGCACAAGUUGGCGACGGGCAAGAUGCCGCCAUGACACACGGUCCUCUCACCAAUGGCGUGGCCAAGACUCAGGAGCACAUCCAGGAUGCCGUGAGCAAGAAUGCCACCGUUCUCCUGGGCGGUAAGAGCCUGCCUUCAGUUGGCAAGAACUUCCACGAACUCACCAUCUUGGGCAACGUCGACGAUUCUAUGAAGGUUGCCACUGAAGAGACGUUCGGUCCGGUCGCAGCCCUUGCCAAAUUCUCCACUGAGGAGGAGGUUAUUUCUCGCGCCAAUGACUGUGAGGUUGGUUUGGCAUCGUACCUCAUGACCAAUGAUUUGGGCAGGGCACACCGAGUCUCUGAGCGAUUGGAGUUUGGCAUGGUUGCUAUAAACACAGGAGUUAUCUCUGACUCUGCUGCACCAUUCGGCGGUGUCAAGCACUCUGGAAUGGGCCGUGAGGGCAGUAAGUAUGGUAUUGAUGACUAUAUCAACAUCAAGAUGAUUGUUACUGGAGGUAUCAACACUGUGUACUCGGCCUCGCUGUAG